Odontomachus brunneus is the source of this 3098-nucleotide messenger RNA. It is a transcript of the gene eIF3c, whose product is annotated as eukaryotic translation initiation factor 3 subunit C-like. Bases 180 to 2855 code for a protein of 891 amino acids. Gene Ontology annotation, cellular component: eukaryotic translation initiation factor 3 complex. Gene Ontology annotation, biological process: translational initiation. Lineage: Eukaryota; Metazoa; Arthropoda; Insecta; Hymenoptera; Formicidae. The transcript is spliced from 15 exons. Gene Ontology annotation, molecular function: translation initiation factor activity; translation initiation factor binding; RNA binding. The record is from RefSeq and is a predicted model, not a curated record.
UUCUGUUUUCUGCCAAAAUGUGAAUUCUCCCUUAAGUCCAUUCUUUUUUAGCGCUGUCAAUAAUUUUGAAGUACAGCCUUGAUGUAUUAAAUCACUAUCAUUUCGUGAUUUUAUAGUAUAUCUAUCUUUUACCAAGAAGAAUAUCGGUUAUUCCAGAGUAUUACUGAAUAUUUUUUAUCAUGAGUCGUUUCUUUGCAACUGCUUCAGAUUCUGAGUCUGAUAGCGCAUCUGAGGAGGAGCAGGUGCAAAGGGCACCAGCGACAGCUUUUACUUUCAGUGAUGAUGAAGAAGAAACAAAGCGUGUUGUACGUUCCACAAAAGAGAAGCGAUAUGAAGAAAUAGCUAAUCUUAUAAAACUUAUUAGAAAUUAUAAGAAAAUUAAAGAUAUGAGCAGUAUGCUCUCCAGUUUUGAAGAUUUGAUGCGAGCUUAUCAAAAAGCUCUACCAGUAGUCACUAAGGAAGAACUUGGACAAACUCCACGGUUUUACAUUAGAUGUUUAGUUGAAAUGGAGGAUUUUAUUAACGAAGUAUGGGAAGAUCGAGAUGGACGCAAGAAUAUGUCAAAAAAUAAUUCCAAAUCGCUUUCGACAUUACGUCAAAAAUUACGCAAAUAUAACAAGGAAUUUGAAGAUGAUAUAACUAAGUUUAGAGAGAACCCAGAUCAAGAUGAUGAUGAUGAAGAAGAUAAAGAAGAAAUUAUAGAGACCGAGGAAGAAGAGGAUAGUGCUGUAGCAUUUAAAAAGGCUGGUUCGGAAGCUAGUGAACCUGACGUGGCUAAGUUUAAGAAGGGUGCAACUGAUGGCGAGGAAGGCAGUGAAAGUGAAUCUGAUUGGGGCAGCGAUUCGGACAGUGAUAGUACAAGUAGCGACGAUGAAGGCCAAUAUCAAAAUAUUCGUGAACGUUUCAUCAAGAAAGCAACUGAUAAGGAAGAGGAUGAAGACAAGGCGAAGAGAAAGGAGCAACGAAAAGAACGUAAAGAAAAGGAACGAAAGAAGAAACGUGACGAAGAUGACGGCGAAGGUGAAUGGGAGACUGUCAAGGGCGGCGUAGCUAUUCCCUCUGAGAAACCAAAGAUGUUCGCUAAGGACGCAGAGAUCAAUAUCACAGCAGUGCUGAAGAAACUGUCCGAAAUAAUCGCAGCUCGUGGUAAAAAACGUACAGACAGACGAGAGCAAAUAGAGCUCUUACAUGAACUGCAGUCAAUCGCCGACGCGCAUUCCCUUGGACCUGCUGUAGCAGUGAAGAUCAAGUUCUCCAUUGUGUCUUCCAUAUUCGAUUACAAUCCAAAGGUUUCAGACGCUAUGAAACCUGAAUAUUGGUCCAAAAUCCUGGAGCGUAUUACUGAAAUGCUGGAUAUGCUGUUGAGCGCUACAGAUAUGGUAAUAACAGAAACAAUCAUAGAAGAGAUGGAGGAGUUCGAAACUGCACCGUACAAGAUUCACGGAUGCGUGUUGACGUUAGUGGAACGUCUCGACGAAGAAUUCACGAAAUUACUAAAGGAGUGCGAUCCACACAGUAACGAAUAUGUAGAAAGAUUGAAGGAUGAGAAACAAGUCGCUACCAUAAUAGAUAAAGUGCAAGAAUAUUUAGAAAGACAAGGCACCGUGUCUGAACUCUGCCGUGUAUACUUACGCAAGAUCGAACAUUUGUAUUACAAGUUUGACCCAAGUGUUCUCAAACAAAAGGACGGUGAACUGGGACAAGACACAAUCACGUCUGUGCAAGUAAUGGAGAAGCUUUGCAAAUACGUUUACGCACAUGACAAUACCGAUCGAUUGAGAACUCGUGCGAUUCUGUCCCACAUUUAUCACCACGCGCUUCAUGACAAUUGGUUCCAGGCGCGUGAUUUAAUUCUGAUGUCGCAUCUUCAGGAAACGAUUCAACAUUCUGACCCACCCACACAGAUUUUGUACAAUCGUACAAUCGCUCACUUAGGAUUAUGUGCAUUCCGUCAUGCCAAUAUUAAAGAUUCCCACAAUUGCUUGGUUGAUCUAAUGGUGACAGGUAAAGUGAAGGAACUUUUGGCGCAAGGUUUGCUGCCACAACGACAACACGAGCGCAGUAAAGAGCAGGAGAAGAUUGAAAAGCAGAGGCAAAUGCCUUUCCACAUGCAUAUCAAUCUAGAACUCCUCGAAUGUGUAUAUCUCGUUUCGGCAAUGCUUAUAGAAAUUCCUUAUAUGGCUGCGCAUGAAUUUGAUGCAAGGCGAAGGAUGAUAUCAAAGACUUUUUAUCAGCAAUUGCGAUCUAGCGAACGUCAAUCAUUAGUAGGACCGCCGGAAUCUAUGAGAGAACACGUUGUCGCUGCCGCGAAAGCGAUGCGUAACGGCAAUUGGGCGGCUUGUAACAAUUUCAUCAUCAAUGAGAAGAUGAACGCAAAAGUCUGGGAUCUCUUCCAUCAAGCGGACAAGGUACGAGCUAUGCUAACACGAUUGAUCAAGGAGGAAGCAUUGAGGACGUAUUUGUUCACAUAUUCCCACGUGUACGAUUCUAUCUCGAUGCCGAAGCUCGCUGAUAUGUUCCAACUGAAACGUCCUAUCGUCCAUUCCACUAUUAGUAAAAUGAUCAUCAACGAGGAACUUAUGGCAUCAUUGGACGAUCCGACGGAAACUGUAGUUAUGCAUCGCAGUGAGCCAAGUCGUCUGCAAUCCUUGGCUUUGCAACUCACGGAUAAAGUCAACAAUUUCGUCGAUUCAAACGAACGUAUCUUCGAGAUGAAGCAGGGCAACUUCUUCUCGAGAGGAAAUCAAGGCAAUUUCCGCGACAGACAAAACUACAAUCGUCAGGGGCAAGAUUGGGGUCGCCAAAGGCGCGAUCGGGAUCGCGAUCGUAAUCGCGAAGAUAACAGAAAUUAUUAAAAAUAUCGACUUAAAUUUAAUAUACAUUGACGCAUUUUAUCUAAUUUUGUCAUUGUAAAAACUUGUUCAAACAAACUUUUAUAUUCGCAUAAUACAUGUGCACAAGAAAACUAACAAACUAUUUAUGCAGCAAAAAAUUUUUUUUAUAUUAGACACAGUAUUGGUCGAUUUUCAUGUGUAUAAGUAUAAUGUGACUAUACAAGUUUAUCUGAAUGAGCUUUAAUAAAUGUAACUUUUCUCAUA